Thamnophis sirtalis is the source of this 770-nucleotide messenger RNA. Lineage: Eukaryota; Metazoa; Chordata; Lepidosauria; Squamata; Natricidae. The record is from RefSeq and is a predicted model, not a curated record.
GCAAAUAUGGAGCGGGCGGGCGAAAGGACGGCACGUCCGCUGACAGGGUUCGAUGAAGAAAGCUCCGCUCCGGUCCCUGAGAUGCUCGGAUCACUUGAGGGCUCGCCGCCUUGGCUGCAGUCCCCGGACUCGGGCUGGGAACGACUUCGAGAGCUCUUUCGGCGGGACGAACACCGGAAAUUCCCAGAAGAAUCUAUCUAUAUCAUUAAAACAACAUUUACAGCGGGUCUUGUUGGCUUCGUCUAUGGCGGUAUACCUGGAUAUGUAAAUGCCAAAAAACAGUACAUUGAGCAAUGUGGGGGAGAACUCUACCAUAAUCGGCUGGAUGCUGUGCAAUCUAUGCAACGUACAGCAAACAGGGGAUUCAUCCGAUAUGGUUGGCGGUGGAGCUGGAGAGUUGCUGCUUUUGUGACAAUAUUCAAGCAAGUGUAUUUUUGUUACCUAUGGGAGAUGAGCAGGAGGCUGUGUUCAUGAUGGAUGAUCCUACAAUUCAACAAUAACCUACAAUUCUAGGAUAAUAUUGUAAUAAUAUUAUAAUAUAUGAAUAUUAGAUAUAAAAUGGUUACUGUUCCCCUUCUACUGUUUCUGCAUUUCUAAUUCUCUUUUAUUUUCUCAGCAGCGUAUUUCUAUUCUCAAAUACGCUAUUGAGAAAAAUAAAAUUAAAAUAGAACUAAGGAAGACUCAGGGCUUGGUUAUGUCUUAUGCUUUCAAAAAGAAUUUUAUAAUAGUUCCCUUCCAAAACAAAAAAUAAAACAAGAGGGUCAAAAUCA